AUGACUAUACAAAAUCAUGUGACACAGUGGUUGGCUGAAGGUGGAGAUUACACUAAACUGAAGAUGGGGGCGUGUGUCUGGUGGGCUGUUUGGAAAGCUAGAAAUGCUGUGAUAUUCAACAGGUCCAAGUUGAACAUACAAUAUGUUCUUAAAGAGGCGUUGUAUUGGGAUAACAUGGAAACCACAGCUGAAGAUAUGGACAAUAUGCUGACUGAGACUGAUAUUAUGGAGUCCCAAAAGAACAACUGGGAACCACCUGAAGUAGAGAAAAUCAAAAUUAACUUUGAUGGAGCAGCGGGACCUAGAGGUUUUGCUUGUGGAGCAGUUGCUAGGGAUUCCAAGUCAAGUUUUCAGGGAUGCAAAAAUCAGAGUCUAAACUAUUGCAAGGCAGUUGAAGCUGAGGGAAAAGGAGCAUUGCUAGAAGUGGAUUUGGCCAGAAGAAAGGGGUUCAGAGACAUUAUUCUGGAAGGGGAUUCAAUCACAGUUAUCAAUGCUCUCAAAUAUGCUCACUAUAAACCAAACUGGCGCAUUCAAAGUACUAUAGACAUAAUCAGAGAUGAGCUAAGUCUGUUCAGAUCAGUAGACUUCAGGUAUGUUAAGAAGACUGCCAAUAAUGUGGCACACAAUGUUGCAGCUCUAGGUGUUACAUCCCACUCCUCAAAUGAGUGGUUUACUCUCCCUCCUUCUUGUAUCGCUCAGCUCAUUGCGAGUGAGUGUUCUUCUGUCUGA
Molecule: messenger RNA, 729 nt
Organism: Papaver somniferum (opium poppy)
Lineage: Eukaryota; Viridiplantae; Streptophyta; Magnoliopsida; Ranunculales; Papaveraceae
Exons: 1
Coding region: 1-729 (242 amino acids)
Molecular function (GO): nucleic acid binding; RNA-DNA hybrid ribonuclease activity
Source: RefSeq, a predicted model, not a curated record